This is a messenger RNA of Panicum virgatum (switchgrass), 1155 nucleotides long. RefSeq lists its product as uncharacterized. The transcript has a single exon. The record is from RefSeq and is a predicted model, not a curated record. Gene Ontology annotation, cellular component: membrane. Gene Ontology annotation, molecular function: transmembrane transporter activity. NCBI's taxonomy places the organism in Eukaryota, Viridiplantae, Streptophyta, Magnoliopsida, Poales, Poaceae. Gene Ontology annotation, biological process: transmembrane transport. Bases 1 to 1155 code for a protein of 384 amino acids.
AUGGCGGUGACCGCGGCGUUGAACGGCGUCGGGCUGGUGCUGCAGAUCCCGGCGAUCUUCGCCUUCGUCGCCGACUCCGUCGAGGGCGCCAGUAGGGGCAUGGCGUUCGGGUGGCUCGCGGUGGCCGGGAAGGCCGGCACCGUGGCCGGCACCUCCCUCGGCCUCCUCAUGGCGCCGACCUCGUUCUUGGGGCUGCCCGGCUGGCGGCUCGCCUUCCUUUUGCUCGGCGUCUUGGGCGCUGCGGUUGGUGUGUCCAUCCGCGCGUUCGCCGCCAGCGAUGCCGCAAGAGGCCGCGUGGUGACCCCGGCCGCCGUCAAGCCGGUGCGGGAGGAGCUGCAGGAGUUCGCCAGGGAGGCCAAGGCCGUGAUGCGGGUCCCGUCGUUCCAGGUCAUCAUCGCGCAGGGCCUCACCGGGUCGUUCCCCUGGUCCGCGCUGCAGUUCACGGCGAUGUGGCUCGAGCUCGUCGGGUUCUCCCACGGCGAGACGGCGGCGCUGAUGACGCUGUUCAAGGUCGCCACGUCGCUGGGCGCGCUCUUCGGCGGCAAGAUGGGGGACGCCCUCGCCCGGCGGUUCAGGAACUCGGGCCGCAUCGUCCUCUCGCAGAUCAGCUCCGGCUCCGCGAUCCCCCUCGCCGGCGUCCUCCUCCUCGCCCUACCCAACGACCCGUCCACCACGGCCAGGCACGGCGCCGCGCUGUUCGUCCUGGGGAUCAUGGCCUCCUGGAACGGCACCGCCACCAACAGCCCGAUACUGGCGGAGAUCGUCCCGCCGCGAGCGAUGACGACCGUGUUCGCGCUGGACCGGACGUUCGAGGCCGUGCUCGCCUCGUUCGCGCCCCCGGUGGUCGGCAUGCUCGCCGAGCGCCUGUACGGCUACAAGCUAGCGCGCUCCGCAGCGGGCGGCGGCGGCGUCGACGCCGCCGACGUCGAGAUGGAGCGGCACAACGCGACGUCCCUCGCCAGGGCGAUAUACACCUCCAUUGCCGUGCCCAUGGCGCUGUGCUGCGCCAUCUACUCGUUCCUGUACUGCACGUACCCCAAGGACAGAGAGGUGGCGCGGGCUGAGGCGGCGCGAGAUAGAGGGGGCCACGGCGGUGAAGGAUCUGACACCGAGGAUGAAGAAGGCGACGGCGAGAGGAAGCUGCUGCCGCAGUGA